AUGGCUGUCCAGUGUGCGCAGUGCUCUAAGACUGAUAUUCUUGCGGAGGAGCGGGAGGUUGAAGAUCCUCCAUACACGUUGGUAUUGGACGGCUCACAGAAAUCAAAACCCAAGCUGGUAGACAGGAAUGUAUUCACCUACGUAAUAAAGGUAUUGUUACAUCUUAAUCCUAUUAUAUCAACCAUACUAUACCUGGAUAUUUCUAUAUUUAAUGUUAUUGUUUUUGACGUUAUAUUAACGUUAUAUUAUUACAUCUUUCAGCAGGUCACUCAGAAUAAGAUUUACUACAGAUGUAGCAAACGUCCCUGUAAGGCAACUGUUGUCGAGACCAAAUCAACAGGAGACAGUGCGCCAGGCAAACAUAACCACAGCCACACAGCAGAGGCAGGCAAAAUUGUUUCAGUCCAAGUAAGAGCUCAGGUGAAGAGGACUGCAACGCAAGACCUGUUUAAGUCUGCCAGGUCAAUAGCUGAGGAUGUCACCAGCGAUAUGGUAGAUCCAAUACUGCCAUCCGGGAGCAGAGACAACCCUGAAUAUUUGGCUCGUAUCGCCAACAGGUGUAGAGAAAACCUUCGGCCAAAGAAUCUGAGGUAA
Messenger RNA from Haliotis rubra (blacklip abalone), 594 nucleotides. RefSeq lists its product as uncharacterized. The record is from RefSeq and is a predicted model, not a curated record. The transcript has 3 exons. Lineage: Eukaryota; Metazoa; Mollusca; Gastropoda; Lepetellida; Haliotidae. The coding region runs from base 1 to 594 and encodes 197 amino acids.